Molecule: messenger RNA, 474 nt
Organism: Phaethon lepturus (White-tailed tropicbird)
Lineage: Eukaryota; Metazoa; Chordata; Aves; Phaethontiformes; Phaethontidae
Product: GREB1-like protein
Exons: 3
Coding region: 79-474 (131 amino acids)
Biological process (GO): multicellular organism development; kidney development
Source: RefSeq, a predicted model, not a curated record
CAAGGCUUCACAAACUGUUAGCUGCAUCCUUUAAUCAUGACUGCAUUUCAAAUAGGUUAAAAGGACUCUGAGAAGAUCAUGGGGAAUUCAUAUGCAGGGCAACUAAAAUCUGCCCGUUUUGAAGAAGCUCUUCAUAACUCUAUAGAAGCUUCUCUGAGAUGUAGCAGCGUUGUCCCACGGCCAAUCUUCUCACAGCUGUACCUGGAUCCUGACCAGCCUCCUUUCUUGCCGGAAGAUGUGAAGCCAAAGGUAGAAGAGUUGGAUAAAGAGUUAGUACAUCGCUAUUCACAAAAUGGAAACCUGGACUUUUCUACCAACCAAACUGUUAAUGAAAUGGAAGAUGAAGAAGAGGAUGAAGACAUGUCAGAUUCAAGCAGUCCACCAAUCCCGUAUUCACAAAAACCUGCCCCGGAAGGGUCUUGCACUACUGAUGGUUGGUGUCCGUUCUCUUACAUGUGUGAUCAUUACAACUAA